Triticum dicoccoides is the source of this 819-nucleotide messenger RNA. RefSeq lists its product as uncharacterized. The transcript has 2 exons. Lineage: Eukaryota; Viridiplantae; Streptophyta; Magnoliopsida; Poales; Poaceae. The record is from RefSeq and is a predicted model, not a curated record. The coding region runs from base 85 to 549 and encodes 154 amino acids.
CCCCUUCUCCCACCAGCAGGAAAGAGUAUAGCUACUACUCAAAAAAAAAAAAGGAAAGAGUAGCUCGACCGAGCAACCCAAUCCAUGGCGACGGCGGCGUGUUCUCUCCGUCACCGGUGUCCGCUCUCGCUCCAGCUGGCCCUCCUCGCUUUCCUGCUGGCGGCGGUCCCGGCGGCCGACGCGUGGACGGGGGAGAUCCGCGGCCGCGUCGUCUGCGACGUCUGCGCCGACUCUGCCAUCGGGCCCGAGGACCACGCCCUCGAAGGUGCCGAGGUUGCUGUUCUGUGCAUUAUGAAAUCUGGCGAGGUCAUCAACUACCAGGCAUUCACAAACUCCGAGGGCGUCUACAGUGUUGCGGAGACGAUGCCGGAGAGUGACCGGUGGGACUCGUGCCUGGCGAGGCCCAUCAGCAGCUUCCACCACCAUUGCACCAGGAGGGGCGAUGCACACUCUGGGGUCAAGUUCACAUACAACAAACAGUCAGGGAACUCGCACAACGUCAAGGCAUUCUUGUACAAGCCUGCCAAUGUUCCGCUGUAUUGUAGCUGAAAUCUGUAGGAUGGGUUCAUGCCCGGCCUAAUAUGUAAGUAAACAUGGUGUAAGAUCUGAAAGGCAAAGGUGUUGGUCGGUCCCUAUGCUUGUAAUGGUCUGCGCAUCUCGAAUGUCAGUCGUUUGAAGGGAUCUGAUGUCGAAUGCCUAAUUGUUGUAAAUCAUUAUAUGUUUUUGAGCCAUAUAAAUAUACAAAGUUGUACUAAGAUUGAUACACUUAUUUUCGGACGGAGGGAGUAAUAGAUAUGUGUGAAGAGUUGAAUAGUUUUA